AAAGUAAAAUUUCCCAAUUUGGGCCAGGGCAGUUCGUUCAGUGUGCGCCUCCACCGUGUCCCGGCGCAGAUUUCCAUCACAAGUGGAUGGAUUGACCAUACAGAGCUCCGUAUCGACACUCCACCGCAUGCACCGGCUCUGGACGUGCAAGUGCUGCGUGGAAAUGGAGCAAAGGGAACGGCUGACGAGGAGUCGACCCUCUCCACCUUGUCCGUCUCGGAUGCCAAGAUCCUUCUUCCCCCCGACGCCCUCAAGUACAUGGAAGGCAAAUACCACGUGCACAUCACCGUCCCGGAGAAGCUUCAUUCCCUCCAGGCUCAUCUCUCACAGUCGCCAGGCACCAUUUCUGUUAGCACCAAGGUGGAGGGGGAGGGCAUCGACAUCCUCAGCAAACAGGGGGACGUGCAUAUCAACAAAAUUAGA
Messenger RNA from Nannochloropsis gaditana CCMP526, 423 nucleotides. RefSeq lists its product as uncharacterized. The transcript has 2 exons. The annotation marks the transcript as partial. The record is from RefSeq and is a predicted model, not a curated record.